UUGGUAGCGAAUUGAAUUGUAUUGGGUUGUUACGGAAAAAGCUGAAGAAAUUCUGAAAAUGCUGCCACCCCGUUGACAGCUCCAUGGAUUUACCAACUCCGACAACGGCGUGAAUAUUUCGCUCAAAUGUUUUGCCUCUACCGAUCGCCGCAUCCAUUCGCGGAGAAAAGUCAGUCGUCUGCUAGGGAGAAAAAUGGCCGCGCUGCCGCUAGAAGGUAAUGGCGAAGACGAGAUAUUGGUGUUUUUCUCAUUUCGUGCGACUGGCGCAUCACUCAGUCUCGGCGCAAUGUGCGAUUACAUGUACUGACAGAGUACAAAGUUCGUCCUCUUGGCGUUCACUGAUCAGGCAGCACGAUGAACUAACCAGUGGACUAACGGCUGUAUUUACAAUUCUACGAAUCGUUCCACUGGAUACCCUCCUCAAUUUAUCAUAAGGAAGACGUUGAUUUCCGGAAUCUGCCGACUGCGUAUGUGUGUGCGCGCGCGCGUAUGUGUGUGUGUGUAUGCCAUCUGGGAAGAUAUAAAAUCAAUGCAAGUUUGCUGUUGUAUUCUCUAUAUUAAUGUACAACAUCAUCAAAACGUGACGCCACAAUGUUCGAAUACCGACGUCUGUGACGUAAGGGGUGUGUAAUGUGUGCUACAGCUGUGAUUUUAAUGUUUCAUAAUGUUGGCAUUUUUAUUGGUUUGUCUUAUUAGCUUGUUGUAAGCUGGCCUUAGUGCGUUUCUGUUUCUCACGCUGGAUUUAAAAAACCCAAAAUAAAACAAAACAACCUCUAAUAAUGCAUAGUAGUGUCGGCCAUUUUUGUCCGCUACGUGUAAUAUCCGUGGUAUUGAUCGACGUGAUUAUGUAAUUGUAUAGCGAUGAGUUUGUGUUAAAUCAGGGUAUGACACUUCGUGAAGGCUGCCAUUCAAUUAAACAUCCCAUUUCUCAACAUGAACCUCUACACUGUGCACUUUGUGUUCAUCCAAUGGGUGUGCGUGUGUCUGGACCUUAUUCUAACUGCUGCCAACGUGAACGCCUUCCCACAGGCCAGUGGGAUCAUACACCGUCAACGUCUUAACGACUUCGGCUUCGCUCGGAUAUCGCCGUACAAACGAUCCGCACGCUCCCAUAGGGAGAUUACGUACUCGACGCUAUCCAGCGACGAAGGAAAAGCUGCAGCGGCGCCAACGGUUACGGGCAUUUUAGAAUUCAUUGACCGUAUUAGACAUGGGUUUCUCCCGCACUGUCCAGAGAAUAACACCGACCCACCCGUCACCCCCAUGACGCAUUACAGGUUUUCCCCCGAGCACUUCUUCAAGCCGUUUAAGAAGGAGGUGCAGAGAGCCGUGGACCUUGCCAACACUCUGAAUGAUUACUUCAUGUACAAGGACGACGGGAAGAGGUUAUACAACGACAUCAUUCUGUUUGCCUUGACCCAGUCACUGGUGGAACUCGAACCCUCGGUCAUAGGCUGCGGGAUAGCGUUCGACAAGGGGCAGUACCCGGCGCGAAACGAGACUCUGUUUUUCCCGUAUUCGUACAAACUCGGCUCUCUCUCCGACUCUGUGAUCGUCUCCGACCUUACCCUCAUGUAUGCAUACUACGAUACCGAGUGGUUCAAAAGCCAAAAGUUUAAACCUACCAGUCACUUCCGGAGGUCACGUGGCUUUGUUUUUGCCAACGCGUCAGAUGUCGGAGACACUCGGAAAUACGAUUUUUGGCGGAAUUCGUCGAUUGUGGUGUCGGCAAGGGACGGCUUCUGGGCCGAUCCGUAUUACGACUGCAAGAUGAAGAAACUGAUUGUCCAGUUCUCCGUUCCCUUCUACCAGUUGAAGAAGGAUAAGCCGCACUUCAAGGGUGUGGUAUUAGCCGAUAUCAACCUUCUGGAUCUAGAGAUCAACCAAUGUGCCAAGGACAGUUCGCUCUUCGCCAAUUCCAACAGGUGUCGGCCUGAAACAACAGAGUGUGUGCACAUUCCUGGGAACGGACUGGCGUGGGGGAGUUACCAGUGCCGCUGCAACCCCACCUUCUACUUCCCUGUGAGCCACACCACCAACGACAGGUACUUCGACGGGAAGCUGGUCGAGCGGGCCUACUGGGACAUGUGGCGCAACGUAUCCGACAACUUCACCGACAACUACACCAACAUGUUCCAGUGUCUUCCGUGCCGCAAGGGCUGCGACGACUGCACCGAGGACGAUCCGUGCAUCGUCGAGUACGACGUCUUACUGCGGGGCAUUCCGCUGGGAAUACAGAGCUUCUGCAUGACCAUCACCCUCGUGCUCGCAGUCGUCGUCAUCCGGCUCAGAAAGACGAAGGUAAUGCGAUCCAGCAUGUGGAUAUUACUGGAAAUGAUUUUACUUGGAGCUCUGCUGUUAUACGCCACUAUUGUUAUACAAUACUUUGAACCAACAACUAUCACAUGCAUCCUAGUUCCUUGGUUCCGAGAAGUGGGAUUCUCCAUUGUGUACGGCGCGCUGGUUCUGAAAAUUUACAGAAUUCUAUCCGAGUUUCAGUCUCGGAAGGCUCACCGAGUGCUCGUCCGUGACAAGGAUCUGCUCAAGUAUCUAGCUGUGAUCGUCAUCGUCGUCAUGGCGUACAUGGCGGCGUGGACGGCUGUCAAUAUGGACCACUUUGCAGAGGGCGCUCAACUCGUUGACAUCGGCAUGACGCGCGAGCGACUCAAGUAUAUACUGUGCAAGUCCCACUGGUGGGAUUACGUCAUAGAGCUUUCUGAAUUUUUGUUUCUGUCCUUUGGUGUGUACUUGUGUUACUGUGUAAGGGCGGCCCCCUCGGAGUACUCAGAGGGCAAAUACAUUUCUGCUGCCAUAUGUUAUGAAGCUUUUGUGUCAACCGUAUUUUAUAUAUUAAAACAUUUAUGGUGGUUCUCCUUGCAUCCAGAUUAUCUCUUUCUUAUGUACUUUCUCCGUUGUCAGCUGACAAUAACCGUAAUAUUGCUGCUUAUAUUAGGACCAAAACUGUGGUAUGCACACCGCCCUCUGGACGAGGACAACAUGCGCAGUAGAGCGUACUCGCAGUCUGACGUGCAGGAGAACGCCGCGCCGGAGACGAUGAAGCUGAACGUCGGCAUCUCGUCAAAUGGAGACGUCGACGUCGGCGAGAUCAGCCUCGCAGAGAUGGACCCUGAAGACAUCCGGGCUGAGCUGAAGAGAUUGUAUACCCAGCUUCAAAUAUAUAAAACGAAAACUAUGCGUAAGGACAAUCCGCAUAUUUCGAAGAGAAGGGGUGGUCGGAAACAGACACAUCGGCGAUUCUCUCUUCAAGCGUUUCAUCAUAAACAUCGUCAUCACCCCGAGGCACAUUCGGAACACGAACAUGAAAUGUCGAAAACACCUGAGGAAUCUACGAACAGUGCCGAAGCCAUGGCGUUGCCCAUGGAAUCGAGCAGUAGAGGCGACGAUGGACACGAGCCUCGUUCGGCUCCUUCCGUGUCAUUCAAACCCGGGAGCUACAAGUGACGUGUUUCCUGUUUCCCGUGGAGCAGAUUCGCAGUGAAUCUGUGUCUGAACCAGAUGUGUAGUAGUUUGUGGAUAGCAACCGAAUCAAGGUCAUGUGCUACUUCAUACAAUGGGUUUUUAGAUAUUGGUGUUCUUUCCAAGAGACUCAUUAUCAUAAUUUAUUCACCUUUGUUUAAAAAAUGACAUGCUCAUC
Molecule: messenger RNA, 3655 nt
Organism: Gigantopelta aegis
Lineage: Eukaryota; Metazoa; Mollusca; Gastropoda; Neomphalida; Peltospiridae
Product: probable G-protein coupled receptor 158
Exons: 10
Coding region: 934-3462 (842 amino acids)
Biological process (GO): G protein-coupled receptor signaling pathway
Cellular component (GO): membrane
Molecular function (GO): G protein-coupled receptor activity
Source: RefSeq, a predicted model, not a curated record